Molecule: messenger RNA, 1551 nt
Organism: Stegastes partitus (bicolor damselfish)
Lineage: Eukaryota; Metazoa; Chordata; Actinopteri; Pomacentridae
Product: solute carrier family 22 member 13
Exons: 10
Coding region: 1-1551 (516 amino acids)
Biological process (GO): transmembrane transport
Molecular function (GO): transmembrane transporter activity
Source: RefSeq, a predicted model, not a curated record
AUGUCUCCACUGCAGCUCUCCGUCUACUGGCGUCUCUCCCUCAUCUUCUUCUUCUUGUCCUUCCUCUUCUUCCUCGACAUUUUGUUGGCCGCCGUGGUCACUGAAAGGUGUCGCCACGGCAACGGCAGCGCCGUCGCCCUGGCCUCCUGGCUUGAGGAGAACAACCAAUCAGGACCCGGUGAUGUUUUAAACUGCAAAGGUGUUCAGAGGACUGAGAGCAUGAACCGAGACUCAGUGUGUGGCUGGACAGACUGGCUGUCGUACGGUCAGACUCUCUACAUGUUCGGCCUGCUGCUGGGAUCUCUGGUGGGCGGAGCCAUAUCUGACCGGUACGGGUCACGUCCGGUGCUGCUGGUGUUUGUGUGCGUGCACACCGUGUGCGGCCUCGUGCCCGCCGUCCUUCCUCAGCCAAUCAUCUUCCUCGCUGUUCGCUGCCUGGCGGGCGCCUGCUGCUGCAUCAUCAACAUCUGUGGCUUCUGCCUCGCCGUGGAGUGGACUCUUCCCGCCGCUCGCCUCUGGCCGCCGGCCUUCCUGCCGUUCUGCUUCAGCCUGGGGACGAUGGGCGGAGCUCCACUGGCCUGGCUCAGCCCCACCUGGAAACAACUUCACCUGUCGCUGGCUCUGCCGCAGCUCGUCUGCCUGCCGCUCUACCUUUCAAUCCCAGAGUCUCCUCGCUGGUUGCUGUUGAGGAGGAGGAUGGAUGUUCUGGAGCGUUACCGUAGCAACAGCCCUGGAGAUCAGCGCUGUCUGGACCAGCUGCUGGACUCGGCCUGCUCCGACCAGCAGAAGGUUCCGAACAAAGAACCUGCCAAUGAAGGCCACGCCUCCAGUGACAUCAUCACCCACCUGAGACACCCCACCGUGCUGCUACGGCUGCUCAUCAUGAGCUAUCUCAGCGUUGCAUCAGCGCUGACCUACUUCGGGAUUUGUAUGAACAUUGGCUCAUUUGGCGUCGGCAUUUACUCCGCCCAGUUCUUCUCUGGCCUAUCAGAAGCUCCCUGCCUGCUCCUCCCUUUGGCUCGUCUGGGACGCCGACCAAUCAGCAUGCUCACCCUGUUCCUGAGCGGCACCGCCUGCUUCCUGUCGCUGCUGCUGUCCAGAUACGACGGUGAGCCGGUGCUGGUGAUGAGUUUGGCUCUGGUGGGGAAACUCUGCAUCCUGGCUGCCGCCACCAUCUCCGUCCUGUACUGCAUCGAGCUGUUCCCCACCGUGGUCAGGCAGCGCUGCAUAUCGCUGGUUAACUUGUGUUUCCGAGUCGGCUCUCUGGUCAACACUCUCGUGCCCCCGAGUCCCAACGGAGCGAUCUCACUGGCUGCCAUGGCGGUGUACAGCAGCGGACCAAUCAUAGGCUGCGGCCUGACUCUGCUGCUGCCAGAGACCAGCGGCGUCCCGCUGCCCGACUCGGUGGAGGACUGCGACCGGCAGCCGAAGCCCCGCCUCCCCCGCCUGGACGCCCUCUGGAGGACAAGGAAGCUGGUGAGCAGCCAAAGCAGGAAGACGGAGAUCCUCCCUGCAGAGGACGACAUGCAGCAGCACUCGGGACUGAUCUAG